AUGGGUAAUUCUCAACCAACAUUAUUAGAUAUAUGCUCAUUUUUCCACCCAAGGUUUGAACGAGAAAUGGGCAUAUCCAAUAGAAUAAAAGAACUUUUAAAAGAAAUAAUCAACAAUGAUAUUGACAACGAAGCCCCUACUCAAGACACAGAAGAAAAUCGUACAGCUUUUGAUUUUAUAUUUCCAUCAGACAAUCAAAUAGUAAAUAAAUCUUGUGAAGUAACAAUUUAUGACGAGGAACCCCAGAUAGAUAAAAAUAAUGAUCCCAGUUUGGGGUGGCAAAAAAAUGAAAUACGGUUCCCAAAAUUAGCUAAAAUAGCAAAAAAAAUAUUUAAGUGUUCCCGGAACUUCAACUGCUGCUGA
Molecule: messenger RNA, 363 nt
Organism: Macrosiphum euphorbiae (potato aphid)
Lineage: Eukaryota; Metazoa; Arthropoda; Insecta; Hemiptera; Aphididae
Source: the annotation of a GenBank genome assembly